AUGAACAUUUUCUUUCUUGGGAUUAAGAUUCAAAUAUAUUCCGUCGGAACUCUAAGGUUGCUUCCAAGAAACCCAGAAAUCGUCGCCGUUGUAAAGCCUUCUGCUUUUGCAUCUUUGUACUCCACAGUUUCUCGGCAAAUCGAAGAACAGCCGAAGAGAUACGAGUACCACAAUGUUGCUACAUGUAUCGCCACAUUGCAACGGUGUGCGCUGCGCAAAGACGCCGUGUCCGGCGAACAGGUCCACGGUUUCAUGGUUAGGAAAGGAUUUCUCGAUGAUUCGCCUCGCGCCGUCACGAGCCUCGUCAAUAUGUACGCGAAGUGUGGUCUUGUGCGGCGCGCGAUCUCAGUCUCCGGUGGAUCCGACUCUGAGCGCGAUGUGUAUGGUUAUAACGCCAUUAUCUCUGGGUUUGUGGCAAAUGGGUCUCCUUUCGAAGCGAUUGAGAUGUACAGAGAAAUGAGAGCUAAAGGAGUUUUCCCUGAUAAGUAUACAUUUCCUAGUUUGCUAAAAGGAAGCGAUGCUAUGGAGACUUCUGAUGUCAAAAAGGUUCAUGGGUUGGCGUUUAAACUUGGGUUUGAUUCUGAUUGCUUUGUGGGUAGUGCCUUAGUCGCUUCAUACUCGAAGUUCAUGUUAAUGAAGGAUGCUCAGAAGGUGUUCGAUGAAUUGCCUGAUAGAGAUGACAACGUUGUUUGGAAUGCUUUGAUUAUUGGGUAUUCGCAGAUUUUUAGAUUUGAGGAUGCUUUGAUAUUCUUCGGUAAAAUGCGUGAAGAAGGAGUAGCCCUUAGUAGGCAUACCAUCACUGGCGUCUUAUCAGCAUUCACAGUGUUGGGGGAUCUUGACUAUGGUAGAUCGAUUCAUAGCCUUGCGGUGAAAACAGGAUUUGUUUCUGGAAUUGUUGUGUCAAAUGCCUUGAUUGAUAUGUAUGGAAAGAGUAAAUGGUUAGAGGAAGCAGUCAAGAUAUUUGAAGCAAUGGAUCACGAGAGAGACAUAUUUACGUGGAACUCGGUGUUAUGUGUUCAUGAUUACUGUGGUGAUCAUGAUGGAACUUUAGCUCUGUUAAAGAGGAUGCUUUCUUCCGGAAUCCGACCUGAUCUUGUUACAUUGACAACCGUUCUUCCCACUUGUGGCCGUCUAGCUGCAUUGAAGCAGGGCAGAGAGAUUCAUGGCUACAUGAUCGUCAAUGGGCUUUUGAACCGUAAUUCCAAUGAUGAGUUCAUAAACAAUUCUUUGAUGGACAUGUACGCAAAAUGCGGAGACUUGAAGGAUGCACAGAUGGUUUUCGACUCGAUGAGGAAUAAAGAUUCAGCCUCUUGGAAUAUCAUGAUUAAUGGUUAUGGUGUGCAGAGCUGCGGUGAGUUAGCUUUGGAUAUGUUUUCACGUAUGUGCAAAGCAGGUGUCAAACCCGAUGACAUCACAUUCGUUGGGUUGCUACAAGCAUGUAGCCACUCGGGCUUUGUGAGCGAAGGGAGAAGACUUCUGUCCCAGAUGGAGACAGUAUAUAACAUUGUCCCAACAAGUGAUCACUACACUUGUGUGAUAGACAUGCUUGGCCGUGCAGGCAAGCUAGAGGAAGCAUAUGAGUUAGCAGUAACAAUGCCCGUGGGGGAUAAUCCUGUAGUUUGGAGAUCACUACUUUCAUCAUGUCGCCUCCACGGGAACACGGAUCUCGCACAGGUGGCAGGAAAACGGCUAUAUGAGCUUGAGCCAGAGCAUUGCGGAGGUUAUGUAUUGAUGUCUAAUGUGUAUGUGGAAGCUGGGAAAUACGAGCAAGUGUUGGGAGUUAGAGACGUAAUGAAACAACGGAAUGUGAAGAAGACAGCAGGUAGCAGCUGGAUUGAGGUCAAGAAUAGCGUUCACACGUUCUUUACCGGCGAUAGGACUCACCCGGAAUAUGAAUCUAUCCACACUUGGUUAAGUCUUCUGACUUCUCAUAUGUGUGGUCAUGAGUAUAUUGGGCUGGACGACUACGAGUGAUUUUGGGUAGACAUCAGAUCCUUCUUUUUGUAACCAUUGAGUAUAGUUUGUUCUUUUUGGACCUUUGAGUAUAAUUUACUAAUUAUGUCGUGCGAAAGACAAUCGUUUACGGGCUAGAAAAUCUACGAACCAGCCACAUUU
Messenger RNA from Eutrema salsugineum, 2115 nucleotides. Its product is annotated as pentatricopeptide repeat-containing protein At3g14730. Gene Ontology annotation, biological process: RNA modification. Lineage: Eukaryota; Viridiplantae; Streptophyta; Magnoliopsida; Brassicales; Brassicaceae. Bases 1 to 1974 code for a protein of 657 amino acids. The transcript has a single exon. Gene Ontology annotation, molecular function: RNA binding; protein binding. The record is from RefSeq and is a predicted model, not a curated record.